Messenger RNA from Schizophyllum commune H4-8, 1638 nucleotides. RefSeq lists its product as uncharacterized. Gene Ontology annotation, biological process: glycerophospholipid catabolic process. The transcript is spliced from 5 exons. NCBI's taxonomy places the organism in Eukaryota, Fungi, Basidiomycota, Agaricomycetes, Agaricales, Schizophyllaceae. Bases 1 to 1638 code for a protein of 545 amino acids. The record is from RefSeq and is a predicted model, not a curated record. Gene Ontology annotation, molecular function: phosphoric diester hydrolase activity.
AUGGUCGACGAGCUUCAACAUCUUCCCGUACAUUACGCGGCUUGGUACGGCCACGAGCAGACUAUGCAGCUCCUCCUCGCCGUCUCUGACAGUGCGCAGACGCCCUCGGCCACCAAGGUCGACUCUCCGGACAAAUCCUGCUUGGAGGACAGCGAGAUCGAUCUGAUCCCCUCACUUUCCCUUCCGCCACCGAUUAUGCCGCACCGCGUAUACGGGCACAACUACCUCGAUCGAAGUUUCCUCGUACAGGUGUCUCUGAGCGGGAAUAACUUCCCCCACGACCCGCUCGGUGUGCGCCUGCAUCGGCGACUGCUCAGCCCGGCUUUCCGUGACGAGUACCUCCUGAAGAGCACGCCCCUCAAGCUAGUGAUGACCGCGGACCCAAGCGGCUCGCGUGCUCUAUUCACUUUGUCAUUGCCACAAUCCGCGGACGAUCAGGCGACAUUCUCGUUUCAGAUCCCGUCGCUGGAGGCAUUGUCGUUGGAGUUCUCGAUCUAUCCGAAUUUCGGAACGAGGACCAUCGGGCGGGCGGUGGCGCUGCCUUCAAUGUUCGCGAAUGCGCUGGGGCAAGGAAGGUUUGUUCUACCGAUCUUGGAUACGAGGCUGCAUGUUAUUGGCGAGGUGUCCUUCGACCUGAGCAUAAUCACACCCUUCGACCAAGCCACGCUUGCCAUCGGCGGCGACGUCGAAACUUACUGGAAAUCAAUGUCCGGGCCCUCCAUCUCCCAACCAGGCCUCCCCUCCCUACCCCAACGCUCGACCUUCUUCGGUUCCCAGCAGACAUCGCCAUCGGCCCAAUCGGUUGUCAGCGCCUCCGGCCUGUCCAUUGCCAGCGCCUCCGGACCACAGCAUAUUACCGUCUCUUCUCUCCAGGGCGAGUAUGUUACUGCGGUCGUGCAGCUUACGAAGGACGGGAAGCCUGUUGUAUACGCCGAGGACUUGCUCCCCGAUGUAGGAUUGGGAUUGGAAGUUGACGCGGGGCAAGUGACGCUGGCGCAGUUCGAGGCGUUGGCCAGCAGGCUGGGGCGCGCUACGAUGUCUGCCGAGGGAUCCGGUGCACCAUCCUAUGCGCGUGCCAUGGGACGGGCGAUGCUGCCAUUGGGCAGGCUCUUGAGGACGUUACCGUACAACAUAGGAUUGAACCUCCGAUUACGACCGCCCAUUGACUCAAGAUCACAUCGACACUCUGCAUACGUGGACGUCAACGGCUUCGUGGAUGCGGUCUUGCGGGACAUAUACGACACAACGGCGCUCAUCGACCCCCGCACCGUGCGGAGACGACUCAUGUUCAGCUCGUCGUCCCCGGAGGUUAGCGCCGCGCUCAAUUGGAAGCAGCCCAACUACCCGGUCUUCUUUUCGACCCAAUCAUCGGCAACUGGGACAUCACCACUGGAUGAGCGGCAGAGCCUGAGCAUCGGAGAGGCGGUCGACUUCGCACGGUCUAAUAAUCUCCUGGGAAUCUUUGCUGAUGGCAAUAUGCUUGCUCGUGUACUCUCUCUCUUGGAAGCUGUACGCGACGCGGGACUGUUGAUCGGCGUCCAUGGCGGAGGUGGUGAUCAUAUCGCAAGUCUAGUAGACGCGUAUACUGAGGGUGAUCUGGUUGUGUACGCCAAAAGGACAGCUAUAGAUGAUCUGUAG